Molecule: messenger RNA, 3387 nt
Organism: Linum trigynum
Lineage: Eukaryota; Viridiplantae; Streptophyta; Magnoliopsida; Malpighiales; Linaceae
Source: the annotation of a GenBank genome assembly
CUUUUGCUUUAAGUAUGUCUGUUGCUGAUGCUCCUUUUUCCCUAGUGCACAUUGACAUUUGGGGGCCUAACCCCAUUCCUUCUUAUGAUGGCUUCUCUUACUUUCUUACUCUUGUCGACGAUUUCUCUCAUCUCACUUGGUUGAUGCUCAUGAAAUCCAAAUCUGAAACCCGCAGCCACAUUGAAAGCUUUUUGUGCUUAUGUUGAGACCCAAUUCCAUACCAAAAUUAGGAGAAUUCGAAGCGAUAAUGGCCAAGAAUUCAAGAUGACUAGCUUCUUUGCAGCUAAGGGAAUUAUUCAUGAAACUUCUUGUGUGAAGACCCCCAACAAAAUAGUAGAGUUGAGCGAAAACACCAGCAUAUACUCUCGGUUGCUCGGGCACUUAAGUUCCAAGAUGCUUUGCCCCUUAGUUUUUGGGGUGAUUAUGUCCGCCAUGCUGUCCACUUGAUUAAACGGCUCCCUAAUCCUAUUAUGAAUAAUGAAAACCCAUUCCAGAAACUGCACCUCACCUCACCCAACUAUCAAGACCUUAAGGUCUUUGGCUGCCUUGUCUAUGCUUCCACUUUACCUUCUCAUUGCAACAAAUUCACCUCUCAAGCUAGAGAAUGUGUUUUCUUGGGUUUCUCUUUCGGUACCAAAGGUUAUAAACUCUAUGACUUGAACUCCCAUUCAAAUUUUGUUUCUCGUGACAUCAUAUUUUAUGAACACAUAUUUCCCUUUCAAUCUCUUCCCGACCCAGAUGCUGACAUAUCUAAAAAUGAUUCCCUUUUCCCUAUCCAGCCUCUCUUCCAUCACCCAUUCAUCCAACCACACCACCAGAUUCUUAUGAUGUUGACAUGGAUGAGGAACAACCUUCUUCUUCUUCUCCAUCCCCACUCCUUCAAAAAUCCAAACGCCCAACAAGACCCCCUGCUUAUCUCAUCUACUAUCAUCACAGCUUACUUUCACUUGGAAGAACCAAUACUCUUCCCCCAAGGUCUCCACCAAAUCAUCAAGGUAAACUUUAUGAUCUUCCAACUGUUCUUUCUUACUCUUCUCUUUCCCCUACCUAUCACCACUUUGCCCUUUCUGUGAGUUCCUUCCAUGACCCCAUUUCCUUUAAAGAAGCCUCCAUUCAUGCCCACUGGAACAAAGCUAUGUAGCGUGAGAUUGCUUCCCAGGAACAGAAUCAAACCUGGUCCAUUGUUGAUUUUCCUCCUGGCAAAAUUGCUAUUGGCUCAAAAUGGAUUUACCGGACCAAGUUUCUUUAUGAUGGUACUUUGGAACGCUUCAAAGCACGCAUAGUUGCCAAGGGUUACAGCCAACAAGAAGGUUUAGAUUAUACAGAAACCUUUGCACCAGUUGUUAAGCUCACUUCAGUUCGCACUCUCUUGGUUGUUGCUGCUAUUCGUGGAUGGCAUAUUCACCAACUUGAUGUAGACAAUGCUUUCCUACACGGAGACCUCAAUGAAGAGGUUUACGUGCGUCUCCCUCCAGGAAUGCAGAUGCAAUUACCUCCUUCUGAUAGGCAGAAGGUAUGUCGUCUCCACAAAUCCCUUUACAUGCUCAAACAGGCUUCUCGCCAAUGGUUCGCCAAGCUCUCACAGUCUCUCACCGACAUUGGUUACCAUCAAUGCCUUUCAGAUCAUUCACUCUUCACCAAAACCACUUCUACAGCUUUCACAGCCAUUGUUAUCUACGUUGAUGAUCUUAUCUUGGCUGGGGAUGAUUUGUCUGAAAUUGCUAAGGUAAAAUCUCAUCUGCACUCCCUCUUCUGUAUUAAAGACCUUGGAGAGUUGCGUUAUUUCUUGGGACUUGAAGUGGCUCACAGCCCCACUAGAAUUCAUCUCAGUCAACGCAAAUAUGCUCUUGAAAUCCUUCAUGAAAAUGGGUUCUUUGAUUGCAAACCUGCUUCUGCCCCAAUGGAACCAAAGACUCACCUUAUAUAUAAUGAUGGCACCCCACCUACUGAUGGUUCUUCUUACCGUCGUUUGAUCGGCCAAUUGAUUUACCUCACCACAACUCGCCCCGACAUAAGCUUUGCAACCCAACAGUUGAGCCAAUUCCUGGACAAUCCCACCACUACCCACCUUCGUGAUGCACAUCAUCUUCUUCGUUACAUCAAAGCAUCCCCAAGCCAAGGCAUUUUCUUCUCUGCGACUUCAUCUUUUCAACUCUAUGGCUUCACCGAUUCAGAUUGGGCGGGUUGCCCUGAUAUUCGACGUUCUACAUCUGGUUAUUGUAUCUUCCUUGGUUCCUCCUUGAUCUCAUGGAAGUCUAAGAAGCAAUCGACCAUUACCCGUUCGUCAGCCGAGGCGGAGCAUCGCGCCAUGGCAUUCACGACUUGUGAGAUUCAAUGGCUCAUCUUUCUCCUUCAAGACCUUGGUGUCGUGCACUCUGCUCCAUCUUCCUUGUAUUGUGAUAACCAAUCUGCCCUUCACAUUGCGGAGAAUCCCAUAUUCCACGAGCGCACUAAGCAUAUCAAGCUCGAUUGCCAUCUAAUCCGUGAGAAGAUCCAACAAGGUAUCAUCCGAACCGCAUACGUCCCUUCUUCUUCCCAAUUGGCGGAUUUGUUCACAAAACCCCUGGGUCCUUGUUCUUUUUCUGCUCUCUGCUCCAAGCUUGCCUUGCACAAUCUGUGUAGUCCAGCUUGCGGGGGAGUAAUACGAGAGGAAGAACCUUCUUCUUCCCCAGACCCGCUUGCCAAACAGCUUCUGCACAGUUCUCAGCUUUCAUGGAAUAAGAAGACUUGGCUUCCUAUUUUGAUAAAUUGGGCCUGCAAUUAUUAGAAGAUAACCCACACCAAUAGCCCACUCGAUCGGCCCACUCUUAAUUGCACUGUUGAAUGUCUUUCUGAUGUCUCUUCUUUCACCUGCCAACAUGUACUUUGUAUAUAUACUAAGCUUGGAAGAAAUGAAAGACAACACUUUUCUCUGGUCCCUUCUGAUUUUGUAUCAGCUCCAACGACGAUCUAGUGUUGUAUUCAGUGAUCGUGGCGAGGAAAGGCGAGGAAACGAUGGCGGCGAUUUGGUCAUGGUUGAAGGGCGUGAUUUAGUUGAGUGUGGCUGUCAACCCUCGAUGCGGCGUCGUUGCUGGGGGUAGAGGGAGCGAACACGACACUUGUCGUCGUUGAAUCCCUCAAUCUGGAUGAGGCGGCCGUCGGCAUGGCGGAGCUGCAAGAGUGUCGGUAGUCGGUUGAGACGGUUGGGGGGCGGAAGCUGUGCCUGUAGGUGUUGGAGUCGUACUCGGCGGGUGGGCGGAGCAGCCGCGUGUGACGACCAGCUCGUGGGUCCUCGUGGGAUUUUUUAAUUGUUUUUUUUAAUUUAAUUUAAUUUUGAAUUUCAAAAUAUUUGUUGCCACAUCAGCAAAAUAAUAUCUAGCUCACUUAAAAUAAUGGCACGUCAGUUAU